AUGUCUUUGUACGUUGCGGUGAUGGAACGGCUUGUGAAAAAUCUUGGUUUGGUUCUUCCAAGUAGAAGCGACGCUCUUCAGUCUGAGUGGGGUGAGAAAAAAAACGAGGAGAGGAAAUACGAUGACUUCACGGCAUCCCCUUUAUUGUUUCCAAGCUCUAACCACAUUCCUCACUGGAAUGUGGACAUUUUGCGUGGUGGGGUCUUUAAGUUUUAUGACGAAGACGGCACAUCGACUGAAGAUAUUGCGCCUGUUCCAAUUGUCGAGUUCAGUUAUACUGACAACGAUUCGGAAGCACUAGGUCAUGUGUUAGUUAGACUUCAGGGGAGAUCCCUGCCAAACAGAGCAUUUACCGCUGGACAAAGCGGACGGCGAGUAACAUUGGUGUUCGAUGCGUGUUUUCGGUAG
This is a messenger RNA of Cylindrotheca closterium, 408 nucleotides long. Lineage: Eukaryota; Bacillariophyta; Bacillariophyceae; Bacillariales; Bacillariaceae. The record is from the annotation of a GenBank genome assembly.